Molecule: messenger RNA, 294 nt
Organism: Bipolaris sorokiniana ND90Pr
Lineage: Eukaryota; Fungi; Ascomycota; Dothideomycetes; Pleosporales; Pleosporaceae
Exons: 3
Coding region: 1-294 (97 amino acids)
Source: RefSeq, a predicted model, not a curated record
AUGCGGUUCGCACUUUUCACCGUUUUUCUGGCUACUGCCUUUGUCAACGCCAACCCCGUCCCCGAGAACCUCGAGGACAUUGCCAUCAACGCAGAAGAUGCACUGGCGAAGGCUGCAGCAACUACACCUGAGCUUGUGAAGCGUAAAAGCUGGCUUUGCGACCCCGUGCUUCAGAGCUGUGGCACCGGAGACCCCAGCAAGGCUCAUUACUGCCGACCCAACUCGUGCACUGGAUGGAACGGAUGCAUUCCUUAUACUACCUCAACUGGCCAGAGAUACGCAUGGUGCUCUUAA